This is a messenger RNA of Scomber japonicus (chub mackerel), 1606 nucleotides long. RefSeq lists its product as uncharacterized. The record is from RefSeq and is a predicted model, not a curated record. The transcript has a single exon. Lineage: Eukaryota; Metazoa; Chordata; Actinopteri; Scombriformes; Scombridae. The coding region runs from base 102 to 791 and encodes 229 amino acids.
GAGUGCUGCUGCAGACAGCUAACUGUUAACGGAUUUCAGUGCUCCCGGAUUGUGAUGUGAAGUCAGACAUAAAAUCAGACAUUCUGUGUUAAUCAGUGAACAUGGAGAAACUGACGAGGUGUUUCAUGUCGGUGCUGCUGCUGUCUGCGGUGCUGAGCUCUGUUUUAACUGAAGAGAAGUUUGUCAGGGACGGAGGUAAACUGGAGCUGAGGCCUAACUUCUCCGGUGAUAUCAACACUGUCACAUGGAAACUAAGCAGCGAUAUGGUGGCAGAAUGGUUGAAAUCGAUAAAUGAUCUAACGUACUACGACGUGUUUAAAGGCCGAACAACCCUGAACAAAGAAACUGGAAUAUUGGAGAUCACAAACAUGAGUUCAGCUGACAGUGGGGUGUAUUCAGUGGAAAUCAACAACAUGGUCCUGCCCGAGAGAUAUAAUGUAAAAGUGAUCAAGGAGGUGCCUCAGCCUGUUGUGGAGUUAAAACCGCUGGUAUGUACCUCUGCAUAUAAACAAUGCACCCUGCACUGUGAGGGAAACAUUGAGGGAGCUGAACCUGUCAUCUACAGCUGGAAGAUGGGAGACAGAGAGUGGAGGAAUGGAAAGAAGAACAGGACCAUCACCAAAGAUGAGACAACACGUGAUAAAACGUUUUCCUGCCAGAUGAAGAACCCAAUCAGUGACAAACAAAGUGAACCCAUAGAAAACAUUUUCUACAAAUCUGGAGUUGCUGGAUCUGUUUCUGUGAAUCUGCUUGUUGUCAUCUUGGCUGUUGUAUUUGGUGCAGGGUUUUAAAACUAAAGACUAAAGUUUGUCCUGCAGCCUUUGAAUGUCAGUCAGUGAUGCUCGCACCUUAAUGUCAACAAGACAGUAUGCAUGUUUGCACUCCAAAACAACUACAGAGGUCUGUAAAUCAGAUGUGAGGUUUAAUGGUAAAAAAAACAAAAAAAAACUCCAGUUGGUAUCAGAGUUAAAAUAUCUUGGCUUCAUUUUGGACUCAAAUUUAACCUUCAAGAAAUACAUAAAGAAGGUAAUCCGCACCAUGAAGUUUCGUCUGCUCAACGCCUUCAUCCAGACCUUCUCCCAUCUAUCAUACUACAUCACAAGCUGGAAUAACCCUGAUACAUCAGCUCAAGUCCCUCAAUAAACAAGCACUUUCAAUCAUGGACAAGAAGCCUCACAGAUAUAACCACUGUAACUUUAUAAAUUAUAAAUAUAAUCUUCUCACAUUGGACAAUCUCAGACUAUACAAUGAUACCUGCCCCUCCGCCUCUGAGUCAGUUUGUGCCCAGAAAAGACACAACCAGAACCACAAGGUCCACAUUACGAAGGGACUGCGUUGUUUCUUAUAGAAGGAGUGUGUUUGGAUAGUUGGACUUCUCUGUUUGAGCAUCACACUACUGGAACACUCUCGCCAUACAUAGGACCAGUUCUCUCUAAAAACACUCAAACAUCACCUGAGCUGCAGUCAUGACUAAAACUACAGUUUCUGUGUGCCUCACCAUCAGACUCUAUUGUGUGCUGUGCUUUUACUCACUUACUAACUUUGUAUGAAUGAUGUGUUAUUUAUAGUUCAUAAUUUAAUGUCUAUUUUAAUAUAUCUUUCUUUC